Molecule: messenger RNA, 279 nt
Organism: Pieris macdunnoughi
Lineage: Eukaryota; Metazoa; Arthropoda; Insecta; Lepidoptera; Pieridae
Source: the annotation of a GenBank genome assembly
AUGUGUCGGUGGGGCUGGGGUGCCACACCGGGUGAGACCCCCGGAAGCCCAGCAAGGGACCGGCAGACGAAGUCAUCUGCGCGCGCCGAGUUGCCGGCGGGAGGUAUCCAGCCCCUUUGUUUGAAAAGUAGAUUUACGAGGCCUCGGUUUGCUUCGAGCGCACUAGCUCGCGCGGGAAGGCUCGACGAUGAUCGGGAGGCCUGGUGUGGUGCGGGGCGAGAUGCUGGAAGCCAGAGGCGUCCGCACGCUCAUACAUGCACCUUGCCAGCACGCCAAUGA